AUGCCUAUCCAAGGGUUCCAAUGGGGAAAUCAGUCGGACUCGUCUCUCGGUGGCUUCCAGCUUGAAACUGGACCCACAGAGAUGGGCCGUCACGUGCGCGAGGUUCACAUCCAACCCAAGGCAUACUUGUGUCCUCUUGUUGGUAUCUGCCCCCGUAGCAUCAUCGGCAACGGGUUUGGUCGUAUGCACCAGUUGAUCGACCACCUCAAGUCAGGGGUUCACAACAUGACACCGGGACAGGCUCGCAUGGAAGCUCAUCGACACAACUUCAACCGCAAACACAAUACCGGGGUCGAGGUCGAGGUCAAUGUCAUCAGCAGCAACAACAACAACAACAUCAAUGGUGCUGCUGCUGAUGAUGACCAAUACUGA
Messenger RNA from Exophiala oligosperma, 372 nucleotides. RefSeq lists its product as uncharacterized. The transcript has 2 exons. The record is from RefSeq and is a predicted model, not a curated record. Lineage: Eukaryota; Fungi; Ascomycota; Eurotiomycetes; Chaetothyriales; Herpotrichiellaceae. The coding region runs from base 1 to 372 and encodes 123 amino acids.